GAGAGGUCGGUAUAAAAAUAUUUUCUCCUAAAAUACUUAAAAUGGAUAUGUUAGGGAUAUUUAAUCGAACAAUGUUUCAUCCUGAAGAAUGCAACGGUGGAUAUAUUUUCCUGGUAAUUAAAUGCGUCCUCAGAUCGGAAUACACAAAUGUGGAAAUAAUGACAGAUAUGUCAAAACCUUAACUGUCAAACUGACUGUCACCUAUUAUGAAAAGAAGAUUAAGACAACACCGAAAAAUGGAUCUUAUCUUUUAUCUGCCGAGGAAAAUCAAUCAGUAUUAAAAUUUCCAGCAAGUGUCGUAUAAUUCUAACAGUCAAUUAAUAUGUGGAAUAAUACAGUUUAGCGUGUGUGAUAAUCAUCUCUUAAAAAUAGCUUACUGGAAAUUCCUGACAAUGUCUUAUGAAAACCACAUGGAAAAUGAACGAGAUGUCACAAGCAGUCUUCUUGAUUUUAGUGAUGGAAGUAAGCAUACCGACAAAUGUACUUUCAAAAAGAAGCUCAGCUGUGAUUGGGCAGAAGCGGUGACCGGAUGGCAGAACAUAGUUCCGUCACCCCAGUAUGUCCCACAUCAUGUGUCAAAUGUGAUCAAGAAAAGAAAAUCUGAAAAAUUACCCGAAUGGCAGCGUAGUGCAAAUAGUGAUCACUUUGCAGAUAUGCUGGGCGAAAACUCAAAAGCAGGUGUACGUUGUGUUGGAGAUGACUUUGAAAAUUUUCCAGUACCUCCAUGGAAAGCAAAUGUCGAACAAGGAACUUUUCGUUAUGUCCCUAACAAUGGGUUCUAUAGGACAAUCAAAUUCCUGACAUUUGACGAGAGAAGAGAAUGGUUCACAGUCACAAAGAAACAACCAGAAAAGGUUUCGAUGAGCUGGCAGAAUAAGAGAUUUCAAAAGGAAUUGAAACGCCAACUAAGGCGAGAAUUUUCAAAUUAUCAUCAUUAUCGCCAGAGACAAAGCCCAAGUGUGUCCAUGCAUGAAUCUGUUGAAACUACAAGUGAAAAUCCAUCAGCAAGAAGUGAAUCUCGCAAAUCCAAUCGACGUAUCAAAAGCACACACUCUCAAAGCAGUACUACGAGUCAAAUUUCUGAACCUCAACUGAGGCCAUCUGAAUCUUCAAUCAAGAGUGCUCCUGUUUAUAGUCAGCUACAGAAGUCGACGAGUGACCUCUAUAUUGAAAAUUUCACACACAGGAUUACUGCUCUAGAGGAGGAGUUAAAGCGAGAUUCGAGAAUUGCUCGAAAAAAUCAAGAAGAGCCUUUGGCUACGAAAAACAAUCAGAAACCAAAACCUUACAGUGUGAAGGACUUGGCGCAAAAGCAACGGGAAAAGGACACAACUCCACGCCAAGCACCAGCUUCUAAAGAAGUCAUGCCAAAGGAAUCAUUUGUAAUUAAACCUGUUGGUAAUCGGGAUCUUAAACCGAUCGAGAAAUCUGUUCCAGUUGCACAGUAUUCUAAUGCAGAUGGGGACAAAGCGCAGCACGUCACACAUCAACUCAAGUAUACCACUAUGGGUGGAAACGGAGCUGUUCUCAAUUUUCCGAAUUUUCAAAAUCGAGAAAACAUUGCUGAAGGUGAAUUAGAUAAAACUUUGCAUUCUUAUAAGGUAGCCAUUGAAACUACAAAACAAUCGUUAUUUCAAACCUUGUCUGCAACUAAAAUCAAAAGACGAGCAUCGGGGAAAGGAUUUACCUCCCCUGCUACUGUUGGUGCCUGUGACAAUAUAUCAUCAAAUACUGAUAAUGUUCCGGACAAGGUGGGCAAAAAUGGCCACCCUAGAGGUCACGGUUCGACCACUCAAAAGGAGGUGAAACCACACAAUAAAAAAGGACACAUUGUUGGAAUACUGCCAGAGAUUGCCGGAAAGAGACUGGAAGUGCCCCCUACUGGUCAUCGUUGGUGUUAGCACAGAUUUGAAAUAUUCAGUCCAUGGAUGUAUUUGUGAAGUAGUUUUGGGUGCCUUGUUUAAAGUGAGUUUGAUUACAUGCUUGUCACUAUGAAGUAUGAUGUUGUUAAGAAAAGGGACUGUAUAGCGUUUAUAUUUCGUGCGGGGGAGGGGUUAUUUUGUUAUAUUCGUGCUUUGACUUAUAUCCGCGAAUUCUUAUCACCAGCGAAAUUAUCGAACAUGUUAACCAAUUUUACGGACCUUAAUUAGCACAACAUGUUGAAAAUCCUUCUAAGAUAACCCAACGCUGUUAUGCAAGCUUAAAUAAACUCAAAUCAGAUUAUCACCGGACAACUGGGCAGUCAAUUCAAUGUUAAAUCAAUACUUACAUAUAAGUGGCCACAACAUAUUUAUGUGUACACAGUAGGUGACUAAUUGAUUACAGUUUACUCCUUCAAAGGUACAUACACAUUUGAUUUUUUUUCCGAGUUGUGUUAAAAGUCACUGACUGAUGACGACGCUCGGGAUCAACCCUUAAAUGAUCCCACUCAAAAUACUUUGCGCGACACAUGGGAUUUGGGUACACAGCAAAACCCCCGAAAAUAUGUACUGAAUACGAAACCGCAAAAUAUUGACCCCGCUUAUAUAAAGCACUAUACAGUAAGCACUGUUUGAAUACCUCUACCACAUGUACAUGUAUGUAACUUGAACAGUCUAAAUUUUUACCUAAGUAUUUUAUCUAAACAUAUUUUCUAGGCUCAAAAUUCCAUGAGUAACUUAAUUGUGAAAUAAUUCUUUAAAAAUAUUUGAAAUGAAAUAUGACAGUGAUUUUUGGGGGGACAUUUGUGCCCUGUAAUGGGCCCCAUUCCCAACUGUUUAUUCUGUAUUCCCAAAAUUUCCAGUAUACUCCUCAAAAAACACUUUAUAAGCAAAAGUUUCUUUCUUGCAACAUACAUAUUACAAGUCAUAUACUCCAGAAACUAUGGGGUUCAGAGGUAACCCUUAGUGUCAUCAUUUGGCCCAUGUACGAAAUGGGUAUGUGAUAUUUGCGUAAUGUUAUUUCCCUUUGGAACAUAAUGUCCCCGAAUGACCUUGUAUGUCUGGUGCAUGAAAUGAACUUGUUCUAGUCUUUCAUUUUUAUAAAGCUUCUUCUCCAUUUACUCUACAGUACACUGGUGCAACCCUUUAAAUGACAAUCUUGAAAUGAGCUUUAAGCUCUAAAAUUGAUUUUGGACUAUAGAGACACAUAUAUGUUAACUUUCAUAAUUAAUUUAUGGUAUGCUACAAUUAUGAGGUAAAAUAAUCGAUAGUUACAAAUGUGAAUCUGUUUGUGUUCAGGCUAUAUAUAUAUACCUAGUGAAUGAUCAAUGAAUUAUUUCGUUGAUGAGUUCUGUUAGAACCGUACACGCACAAACAAUAACAUUUAUGUAUCCUGGCGGUGUAUUAUAUAAGUGCUCAGGGCCAUCAUCAUAAGGUCAGCAAUAUAGUUCAGUAAUUCUCAAAUGUGCUGUGAAAUCAUUUGGAACAUGAACUUUAUUUGUUCAUGUAGCUUAUGGCUAUAUAUAUGCUACCUGGUUUUGACAUGCCUUUUCUCCAAAUGAGCUUCACAGUUGAAAAUAAGUUUAUUGAUUUUCCUCCAUGUAUUAUAAAAUACCUGGUUAAUAUUUUUUAGGGAUGGGACUUUUUUGUGGCCAUUUUUGACUGAGGCACCAUUCCAUAUAUUUUCCUUUUUUUUUCUUUCCCCAACUUGUAUUCAGAUGAAUUGCAACAUUCAACAUCUAAAAUGUAAUGAUCUAUCAUAAUUAAGGAUGUCUUAGUCUUUUUGAUGACAUUGUGUUUGAAAAAGUAUGACUAUGAAUUUUUGGUAUAAUUCUGAAAAUUCACAGAACUUAAAGUUUACUGGUGCACAUCACAGCUCUCCAAAUACAAAAGGCUUAAUUCAAUCUCAUUCACAAAAGCUGUGAGAAAGACAACUCUGACACAAAUCAGAGAUAAAUUGUAUAAAUAUAA
This is a messenger RNA of Mizuhopecten yessoensis (Yesso scallop), 3890 nucleotides long. RefSeq lists its product as uncharacterized. The transcript has a single exon. The record is from RefSeq and is a predicted model, not a curated record. The coding region runs from base 393 to 1901 and encodes 502 amino acids. NCBI's taxonomy places the organism in Eukaryota, Metazoa, Mollusca, Bivalvia, Pectinida, Pectinidae.